AUGAAAACCUUCGUGAUUGUAUUGGCUCUGGUAGCAAGCGCGUUAUCCGGUAACGUGCGUCAGAAGCGUGGCUACCUCAGUGGCCUCCACUCGGCCAACGCUGUGAGCCACAUUUCUCCAGCAUCUAGCUACAUUGCCCCCUCAGUCAGCUAUUCUGCACCUUCAGUGGGAUACGCUGCCCCAGCCGUGAGCUACUCCCCGUCAUUGAGCUACGCUGCUCCCUCGUUGGGCUACGCUGCCCCCGCACUAAGCUACGCUUCCCCUUCAGUCAGUUACUCCGCACCUCUGUCCAGUUAUGCUGCCCCGUCAGUGAGCUACGCUCCAGCGGCUAGCUACGCUGCUCCUUCAGUGAGCUAUGCCCCAGCUGCUAGCUAUGCCCCAUCAGUAAGCUACGCGCCAUCGGUCAGCUAUGCAGCUCCUUCAGUCAGCUACGCCGCUCCAGUAGCCAGCUACUCCGCCCCCGCUGCCCGCGUCGUCACAGUCAACAAAGUUGUGAACGUGAAGAAGGUUGUCAGCGUACCCCAGGUCGUGAAUGUCCCCAAGGUGGUGUCAGUCCCGCAAGUGGUGCAAGUUAAGAAAGUGGUACCUGUCUCCGGCGGCUGCUCCAGCUGCAGAGCCUCCCACUACGGCGCCAGCUACGGCAACACCUACGCCCCCAGCUACAACAACUGGACGCUUGCAUCACCGCUCUACAUAUCGGUAUAUAUAGCCUGUGGGGUCGAGUCUCCUCACACACCACCUGACAACCACCAACCACCUACCUACUCCAACAUGAACGCUUUCAUUGCUCUGUUCGCUCUCGUGGCCUGCGCGGCUGCCGGCGAGGUCCGUGACAAGCGCAGCUUCGUCCACGGAGGUGUUUCUGGCUGGAACAGCGGCUACAGCGGCUACAGCGGCUACAGCGGCUUGGGCGGCUACGGCGGAUACGGUGGCUACAGCAGCCUGGGGGGCUAUGGCGGCUACAGUGGCAUCCGUGGCUACUCCGCUGGCUACGUGGCCCCCGCAGCUCGCCUCGUCACCGUCAACAAAGUCGUGAACACACAGCGCGUCGUGAGCGUCCCGCAAGUCGUCAGCGUGCCCAAAGUGGUCUCCGUCCCCCAAGUAGUGUCUGUGAACAAGGUCGUCGCGGCCCCCAGCUACUCGGUUAGCGGUUACGGAUCCGGCUACGGCUACGGCGGAUACAGCUCCGGCUACGGACACGGAUCCGGCUACGGUCACGGAUCCGGCUACGCCAGCGGCUGGUGGUGA
This is a messenger RNA of Zerene cesonia (dogface butterfly), 1248 nucleotides long. RefSeq lists its product as uncharacterized. The record is from RefSeq and is a predicted model, not a curated record. The transcript is spliced from 6 exons. Bases 1 to 1248 code for a protein of 415 amino acids. NCBI's taxonomy places the organism in Eukaryota, Metazoa, Arthropoda, Insecta, Lepidoptera, Pieridae.